AUGGAAUCAGGUACUCGUACCGAAGCACCUAAGGAUGCGAAUAAUGAAAUCUCAGCUCGAUUAGACAAUUUGUUUGUAGAAGAGCCUUCUGAAAUUUCUAGUACAAACGAAAGCAUAUAUCCGGAAUUGAUACUUCAAGCCUCACCGCAAGGAAAUAGACUCUAUGCAUCGUUUCAAAGAUAUACAAAGCAAUUCGUGAACGAUGGUGAAAAUUCAAGUGGUGCAGUUCGGUGGCUAAACUCAGCUGUUGAUGAUACUCAAAAAAAAAUUGUUGAAGCAUGGUUGUCUGUAGAUAACAAUGGUGAUGCUACGAUGAUGGAAACACAUCCUUCCAAAAAUGGAUCUGAGCGAUAUAUGGGCGCUGCAAGUACCUUAUUCAGUUGGUCUUCAGGAGAUGCUUAUAUAGCAGCUAGAAAGAAGGAGCUAGAAAUGAGAAAUGGUACUAUACCGGUGGUCUCAGCUUCUGAUACCACUAAUGACAAUGAGGAAAUGGAAUCUAACAGACCGGAUGAUACUCAAAGUAUCGAUAAUAGCAUUCUGACAAAGAUAAAUAUCAAGGCAUCAAAGGAAUCAAUCACGAACAAGCUAAAUCGUAUCGUAGACAUCGAAUCAAACAAAUUUAUCCGAACAAGAAUACGAAUGAUAAAAGCACAUCACAGUGAACAAAUGUCUAAACAAAUUCACGAAAGAAGAAGAAGAGAUCACGAAAUACAAUUGAGUAAAUUAAGAUUGAAAGAAGAAGAAUAUGAAAAAACAUUGCAUCCUCAAAAUGAUCACUCUGCUAAUAAGCUGGCAGGGUUUUUCGGCAAUUUGUUUAAUUUCAAUACGUCGCAUACAAUAUCAGCAGGCAACUCUGUUGCUUCUGAUACAGAACCUACCAAGGUAUUAGCGUCAGAUGGGGAUGUCGGAUCUGUGCAUACGCCUGGGAAACGAUCCCCUCCGUCCUCCAAGAGUAAAAAAUUUUCAUUUUUGCCUGUUUCCGGUAUCAGCUUAUGGAACCAGAGUACUGCUGGGGGCUCAGAUGGAAAUAAAGAGCAGAAACUAAAACAUGUUUUAAAAAGAGAAAACGAAAAUGAAGAAACCGAGACGAUAUAUGAUGUAGAUGAUCCUGAAGGAAAAGCUCCUGAAAAAGACAAUAAUAUUUCUAGCAUUGAUUCUAAGAAGUCUGCUCCUACUAACAAACUUGAUUCUGAGUCAGAUAAUUCGAAGCCAAUCUUGAAUUCUACUUUUGGAGACCAAAAUGACUAUAUUCCAGGUCUGCCAGAUAAGGGGAAGAAAACACAAAUCCCUACGCAGUUUAAUGAUGAUGUAUCAAAUAAUGUCCAGGAAGGCAACCUUUUAGCAUUAUAG
Molecule: messenger RNA, 1350 nt
Organism: Priceomyces carsonii
Lineage: Eukaryota; Fungi; Ascomycota; Pichiomycetes; Serinales; Debaryomycetaceae
Exons: 1
Coding region: 1-1350 (449 amino acids)
Source: RefSeq, a predicted model, not a curated record